UCCGCGCCCGCUGCGGCUCAGCAGCUCUCGGUCUUGCUCGAGUCUAGACUCUCGUCUCACUCUCAUGGUUAGAGUCUCACUCCUUUCGCUGCAACUCGCAGUCGCAUCUUGCCUCUCAGCUCUCAGCCUCGUCGUCGUCUCUCAUUUUUUGGCUCUCAGACUCGCAAUCGAAUCUCGGAUCAUCUGAAUUUGACUCACCACUCUCAGAAUUACAGGUUACGAGGCAAUUCUAGUUGUUUCAUCAACCAUGGAGGAGACUGCUAACCACUCAAAUAAUGGUGAUGUCAAGAAAGAUGAUGCGCCUCAGCUCUCUGCAUUAUUGAAAGAAAUGAAAGAAGGACUUGAUUCUAUAAGAAGUAAAAUUCAGUCUUUAACUGUCAAGGUCAAACAAGAUGAGUACCCUACCGCGGAGGGAUUUAGCUAUCUUGAAGCUAAAAAUUUGCUGCUCCUGAACUAUUGUCAGUCCCUUGUCUAUUAUUUGCUCCGAAAGGCUAAAGGGUUAUCAAUAGAAGGACAUCCUGUUGUGCGAAGUAUUGUGGAGAUUAGAUUAUUUUUGGAAAAGAUUCGGCCAAUUGACAAAAAACAACAAUACCAAAUACAAAAAUUAACAAAGGCUAGUGAGAAUGUGAAGGGAAAUGUUAUUCCAAAUGAGGAGCCAGUUGCACCCAAUAAGAGUGAGGAUCUAUCAAAAUAUCGUCCGAAUCCUGACAUGCUUGUUAGCAAGUUAGAUAACCAAUCUCAGGAUGGUGAUGCUGUGUAUCGUCCUGUAAAAAUUGCUCCUACUUCUAUGGAGUUAGAUAAAACAUCAAAGCAGGAAAGAAAUGCGUUGAGAAGAGAGAAAGAGAUUCUAAGGCAAGCUAAGCAGAGUGAUUAUAUCAGGUCAUUGAUGAAUGACAUGGAGGAUCGGCCUGAAGAGGUCAGGGAUUUCAUGGGAACCAGCAGGGAAGUUGAAAAACAUGUUGCCAAGAUGGAGGACCGUGCCCGGCAAGAAGAGGAGCUCUUCACUCGAGUCCCACUUUCAAAGAUGGAAAGGAAGAGAGAUAAAUACUUGAAGAAAUCAAGAAACGGGUUGCAAGGUCUGACAGAGAGUUUCUUUGACGAAAUCAAAACAUUACCCUUUGGGGAUAAAAGUGGAGAGGAAAUGGUGGGCUCUAGUAACAAUGGUAGCAGGAAAGGAGGACUGAAAAAGCGAAAGGCAUGCAACUUAUACUUACCUUCUAAAACACAAUUAUCGUGUUACUUGAGCUACGGCUCGUGCUUUAUAUUUGUUUGUUCAUCCAGUAUCGCAUCUGAAUGGGAUUUAACAAUGCUAUUACCUAUCCCCCCCCUUCUCCCUGUUUUGCCUGAACAAUGUUGUUGCCUAUUUAUUCGCCAUAUGUUUUUAUAACAUUUUUGUUCUCUAGAUGCAAGGGUGAGUGGAUUGUCUCCCCUUGCUGUCCUUUAAAAUAUUAUGUAUGGAAACCCAUUAACCUUGGUCAAAAUCACGUUUUAACUAGAGUGAGUUACAUAGGAGUAGUUUUGUCUCGAAAGUUACUAAAAUCCGUUUCCAACAUGGAAACUUGAUGAAACCAUAUCAAUGGAGUUUUGGAAUUG
Molecule: messenger RNA, 1593 nt
Organism: Neltuma alba
Lineage: Eukaryota; Viridiplantae; Streptophyta; Magnoliopsida; Fabales; Fabaceae
Product: neuroguidin-A-like
Exons: 8
Coding region: 248-1387 (379 amino acids)
Biological process (GO): maturation of SSU-rRNA from tricistronic rRNA transcript (SSU-rRNA, 5.8S rRNA, LSU-rRNA)
Cellular component (GO): nucleolus; small-subunit processome
Source: RefSeq, a predicted model, not a curated record